Messenger RNA from Branchiostoma belcheri (Belcher's lancelet), 2748 nucleotides. RefSeq lists its product as uncharacterized. The transcript is spliced from 7 exons. The coding region runs from base 205 to 2652 and encodes 815 amino acids. The record is from RefSeq and is a predicted model, not a curated record. Lineage: Eukaryota; Metazoa; Chordata; Leptocardii; Amphioxiformes; Branchiostomatidae. Gene Ontology annotation, biological process: protein ubiquitination; Notch signaling pathway.
UUUACCCCGGGCCUUCAGACUUCACGCGGCAUGUAACUCCCUAACGGAACGACAUUCACCACAAGACAAUAAUUCCCAUGUGCAACGCUACACUUCUCGAGUACGUCAGGUAUUUUGUUGGUAAUUACAACUAUUAACUUUGGUUGUAAUUACAUGUAUCUUAGGGUGGUUUCACAUUCGUGGUAUAGUAUGUAAAUAUAGCCCAUGGGAGCCAUCGUUUCAAAACAGCGGGAUAAGGAGAAGAACAUGGAAGGCAACCCUAACGCUGUGUCUUCAGGCAAUGAGACACACAAACUCAAUCAUGGCUACAUGUCUACGAAAGCUUCUCAACAAGCUUAUGUGACGGGACCUGGCGACAUGAGCCUACAAGGGGCAAGAGUGACUGUACAAGAACCAAUACUGCCUUAUGAAGGAACAACCGGAGGACACAAUAGACACAACUGCGUGUAUAUUACUAACUUUGACGGUGACAUUUCUGAGAUAGAAAAGUAUUUCAGCAGGAGGUACUCAUCAGACUUCAGGCAGGUCACUACUGACACUAGUGACGAUUGGGGAGACAAAAUUGUGGAAUUCAAGUCUAGGCAAGUGGCUGAAAAAGUUGCUAAAGAGGAGCACAGAGUUAAGAAGAAGACCCUCAAAGUUACUUUGGUCAACGCACCUAUGAAGAAAGUGGACAACACAGUGAUCGUCAGAGAUCAAGACAUCGGACAGGGUGGGAAAAGCACAUCGGAGGCAAACGAAAAAGGUCUGUAUCCUACAGAAACCUUGAAAAAAAUGCAAGAUUCCUCCUGGGAGGGUGAACCGACUAAAGCAGCACCGUUACCAGGCAUGCACAACUAUGACAGUGACGAAGAAGGUAGCAUCAGUCAUCAGUUACAGGUAGCUGAAGUGACAAACAAGUCGACAAGGGCCCAUGAAAUAAGUACAAACGAACAAGGGACGAACGAAUCAGUUGACGAAAUGGCCAUUACAAUAGACGCUGUAAAACUAGAAUUCAUCAAGAAGGUUCACAAAAUGGAGUUUGAGGACAUUCCUCGCAAGAACAGUGUCGUCAUCGAGCAAGAUACUGAGUCACAGCCGUGCAAAGUCACCUUUCGGACACAUAAACCCGGCAAAGGUAACGUGGAGCGUGCUUCUGAGCAGUUCAUGGAACUGUAUCGCAGAAUCUCGGCCACAUUGUCGAGGCAUAACACCAUAAAUGUACUGGAAGUCCUUCCGGAGUGCACGAUACGGAGUCUGCACAGGGCGCUCACCCUUGCCAACGCCGACGGCCGUGUCCUCGUCAAAAACUGUCUCAGUGACGAUUUUAAUGUAGUUUUCUACGGAUCUGAAACCGACGUAGAAAGUGCUAUUCAAACCUUCAUUGAAAAUUCCACCAAGAAAGAAAAUGCACCUGACAGAGACGACAACACAGCCCCACAGUCCCGUAUGACUCAUCACAUGCAGACGAUGGAUACUCAAAAUUAUGCCAGUGUUCGAACACGUAGCGACAGACACUUCGAAGCAACAGUCGGCGAUAUUACGAUAAGCGUUCAAGAAGGCGACCUCACGCAGGAAAGGGUAGAUGCCGUGGUCAACGCUGCGAACAAACGACUAGACCAUGCGGGCGGUGUGGCCCUUGCUAUCAGCAGGGCUGGGGGUAGGAAGAUACAAGAGGAAUCCGACGAAUAUGUGAAGAAAAGCGGUACCCUAACCAUCGGGCAAGCUAUGCACACAGGGGCGGGUAAGAUGCCGUGUAAAUACGUCAUUCACACAGUGGGACCGAAAUGGCACAGCCACGGAGACAAAGACACCGUGAAGGCACAACUGUAUGAAGCAUUGCACAAUGUUCUGUACUACGCGACCAGCAGACUAAAAGCUACGUCAAUCGCCAUUCCAGCUAUAAGUGCAGGAAUUUACGGGGUACCAGUCGAAGUUUGCGCUGAGCAACUCGUGUUGGCAACACUGAAGUUCGUCCACUCAUCACCUGGAAACAACACCCUUCGUGACAUCAGGUUCGUCAACAUCGAUGGCCAAAUCAACCGCGUCUUUGUGCGAGCCUUCAGUGGCAGUCUUCCACCAAACCCCACGGAGCCACCGCAUCGGUCUCAAGCCACCACUGACGACGACUGCCCCAUCUGUUUGACCAACGUUGUACGACCAAGAAGACUCCGUUGCUGUAACAAUGUAUUCUGUUAUGAUUGUAUCGAGGAAGCUUUUCAGGUCAAACCUGUGUGUCCUACCUGUGGCCAUCAACACGGAGCACUGAAAGGCACCCAGCCGGCCGAAGCAACUAUGGACAACAGAAACAGUCCCCAACCACUUCCAGGCUACAACUGUGGAACCAUAGAGAUUCUCUAUAGUAUACCGGAUGGUUAUCAGCAGGAGAACCACCCGAAUCCAGGUAUGCCAUACAAGGGAACAAAGAGGAUGGCUUUCCUACCAGACAACAGCGAAGGGCGAGAGGUUCUCCGGUUGCUGAAGAAGGCCUUUGACAAUCGGCUUGUCUUCACCGUAGGGACAUCGGCGACAACCGGCGAAACGGACGUUGUGAUCUGGAACGACAUUCACCACAAGACAAGCCGAAAAGGAGGGGCAUCAAACUAUGGAUACCCGGACCCAGACUAUCUUAAAAGGGUGACGGAAGAGCUUGCGGCGAAAGGCAUCAGAUGAAAUUCACAUUCCGAAAGAUAUCCCAGAUGACACACGAAGAAAAACCUUCGGCGAAAGAUGUAAUAUGUAAGAUUAUUGAUCUUUGAACAAAAAAAA